Blepharisma stoltei is the source of this 342-nucleotide messenger RNA. Lineage: Eukaryota; Ciliophora; Heterotrichea; Heterotrichida; Blepharismidae. The record is from the annotation of a GenBank genome assembly.
AUGACGAAUGAACUCUUGGGGUAUCAAAAAAAGUAUGUUUUGUUGCUGAAAUUACUAGGUUUUGACUUGGAAAUUGCUAUGAGAAUGCUGGAAGCAUGUGGAGGAGAUGCUGAUCUUGCAUUUAGCCUGCUCCUAGAUGUUGGAACUGUUGUCAUGUGUGGAUUGGAUGAUGAUGUCACGGAGUGGUCACUGAAUUAUGAAGAUAGACAAGAUUAUGAAUUUGAGGAGGAAUUAGGAGUCGAAGUUGAAGAAGAAGAUGCAGAAUGUGAAAAAGAAAGUUUAGAUAAUACUGGAAACGAUGUAGAUAAAUGACUUGUCGAGAAAGGUAAAGGUCAAGAAUAA